Messenger RNA from Ostrea edulis (European flat oyster), 6586 nucleotides. RefSeq lists its product as uncharacterized. Gene Ontology annotation, molecular function: glucosylceramidase activity. The record is from RefSeq and is a predicted model, not a curated record. The coding region runs from base 5132 to 6550 and encodes 472 amino acids. Gene Ontology annotation, biological process: glucosylceramide catabolic process. NCBI's taxonomy places the organism in Eukaryota, Metazoa, Mollusca, Bivalvia, Ostreida, Ostreidae. The transcript has 3 exons.
GGAAUAGUAGUGUGUCAAUUUCAUUAAUUGCAAUUUUCUUUUGUUCGUUUUGGCAUUCUUUUUAAGAUUGAAAAUCUAGUUAAAUUGUUAAUUCGUACGUAGAUUAGAUCACAAAAAAUAUCUCCAUUGGGUAGAACGGCAUUCUAAGCAAUGGAGCAUAUGACAUUUUUCACAUCAUGCCAUGCAUUUUCUACCAUUCACAACAGAAAGGAAGAGCACAAUUCGAAGAAUGUAAAUUACUUCAACUUUGUAUACCGUCUUCCAAGGAAGACAGUAAUUAUCUCGAAAUUACGUGAAAAGACCACAAGAUCUUCGAGAUAAUAUUAAAUCGACAUUAGAAAAUGUUCUCUCAAUAUAUUACGAGACAAGUAAGUCGUAAUUACCAGAUUUUUUUUCUCGUAAUAUUUCGAAAUCUUUUCUCUUGUGAUUUUAAUAAGUACAAGUCCACAUGCAUAAAUUUAGCGGCAAUUUCGAGAAAAUAUACUCGUAAUUUUGAGAUCUUUUCUCAUAAUUUCGAGAUUAUUAAUUAGUAAUUUCUAGAUAUUUUCUCUUGAUAUUGAUCGGCUCUCGAGCCCGAUUGUUAAACAACUUUCAGUUGAUAUAAUAACCCCUUGUGUUCAUUGAUUAUAUUGGCCCUACUUCAUGGUAUAUCUAUUCCUAGAUAAAAUAAAACAUACUUUAAAAAUGGUUAAUGAAAAUAUUAAAACUUAAACACCAUAAAUGACGUGGCAGUGAUCUUUGAGAGAGAAAAACCCAUCAUUCACUGAUGGCGUUUGCUCAGCAAUGAAAUGAACAUUUUGUUGCAAAAUGUAACAUUCCGUCAAUAAACUAAGUUUUAAGUAUGUAUUACAAUUUAGUGCAAAUUAAACUACUCCAUAGAUCCCCAUUCCUCAAAGUGAAAAAAAAUAUGCCCAGGACCAUUCUGUGCAGCUAUUAAAGGAAUGUUCUUAAACAAGAAAAGAUAUUAAUUUCAAAACAGUCAUAGGAUGGGCUAAAUUUGAAAAGAAGAACUUGAUACAUUGUCAGAAUGGGUUAAAAGCAUAAGAGGAAUCUUAAAAUCCUGCAUUAGACAUAUUAAAACAAAAGUAUGUACCAUCUAUCCUUCACUAUUUAGUAAACCAGAAGUGAUCAAAGAAUUAGAUAGGUUAGUUUUGCUUCCAGCUGACAAAGCUUGUAACAACAUUGUCUUUGUUUGUAAGGCUCAUUAUUACAACUGUAUUUCAAACGAAACUUGACAUUAAUUCCACUUUUGGUAAUCGUACUUAUACUCCAAGUGCCCUUUCAGAAAAUGAAGUUCUUCAAAACCAUGCUUCAGUUUUAGACACAUUUAAUAUCCCAGUCAAUGGAUCGAAUGAAUAUGAGUUACUGUACCUAUACUGGAUUCCUAAACUACAUAAAAACCCUCACAAACAAAGAUACAUUGCUGGAUCCAGUAAGUGCUCUACCAAGCCCCUCUCUGCUCCUCACGAAAAUAUUAACAGCUGUGAAGGAGAAACUUCAAACUUACUGUGCGACUACAUAUGCCAGAAGUGGUGUUAAUCAAAUGAAAGGUGAAGAUAACGAACAGUGAUCAAUCUCAUAACUCCUACAAGUAAUACAAAAUAGAUAGUUGGGCAAACACGGACCCCUGGACACUUCAAUCGAGACUGUUGAAACCCAUGUACCAUCAACUUGUUUGUCAGUAGCUUGCCUCGAAUGUGGAUUCUAAAAAAUUCUAAAGAACUUUUAGUAAACUUGAAAUCGCAAAACUUUUCCCAAAUCAAUAACAUCAAAACCUAUGACUUUUCAACACUUUACACGAUCAUUCCUCACGAUAAAUUAAAGACUAGACUUUUUGACAUCAUAGACAGUUGCUUCUUCAACAGAAAUGGAAAACGGAAAUAUUCAUAUCUAGUGGUCAGUCAUCCAAAAAAUUACUUUGUUAAACACCAUUCUGACUCCAAGCACAAGUACUCUGAAGUUGAAAUAAAAAUAUGCUAGAGUUACUCAUUGACAAUAUCUUCGAGGUCUUUGGUGAUAAGGUCUUCGAACAGUCUGUUGGAAUUCCCAUGGGCACGAAUUAUGCUCCUUUGUUAGCUGACCUGUUUCUAUAUUCAUAUGAAACAGAAUUUAUUCAAAAACUUCUACAUGAGAAGAAAAAAUCUCUUGCUGUGGCCUCCAAUUCGACAUUUAGAUAUAUCGAGUCCGACGACGUUUUGUCUAUUAACAAUGAUAACUUUCAUUCAUAUGUCGAUUUAAUAUAUCCCUGUGAGCUCGAAAUAAAAGACAUCACAAAGUCGUCCACUUCCGCUUCAUACUUAGAUAUUUCAUUGAAAGUAGACAUUAACGGCAAACUACAAUGUAACACCUCAGCUGUAUGGCAAACGGGAUGAUUUCAGCUUCUCCAUCGUCAACUUCCCAUAUUUAUGUAGCAAUAUUCCAUUCUCACCAGCAUAUGGUGUUUAUAUCUCUCAACUGAUUGAAUACGCAAGAGCUUGUUCUGCGUAUGAUCAGUUUUUAAAUCGAGGCAAACUACUGACUAACAAGUUGAUGGUACAGGGGUUUCAACAGUCUCGAUUGAAGUCAGCAUUUCGUAUAUUCUAUGGUCGUUAAAACGAUCUAGUUCAUCAGUACAACCUAUCAUUGGGUCAAAUGCUGUCUGACGUGUUUCCUACCGAUUGUUAGGCCGUUCUUGGCACACUGAUUUUGACUACGAAUAACUUCGUUUACCUGAUCAGGAUAUAGGGCUCACGGCGGGUGUGACCGGUCGACAGGGGAUGCUUACUCCUCCUAGGCACCUGAUCCCACCUCUGGUGUGUCCAGGGGUCCGUGUUUGCCCAACCAUCUAUUUUGUAUUGCUUAUAGGAGCUAUGAGAUUGAUCACUGCUCGUUAUCGUCACCUUUCAUGAUGUCUAUAUUGUGCAAUCGUACGGCACAGGGCCCAGCUAAAUCUCGACCCCGCGAAACCCGCCGCUUUUUAAAAUUAAUUUCUGCAUAUCUUUUGAAGUAUACGGAAUUUCGGGAUGAAAUUUGACAGUUAUGUGAAAAAGUUAUAUACAAAAUAUACAAAUAGAUAAGACAACAAAGUAUUAUUAAAACAUUUUUCUUAAUUAUUUUUUGACGGUGAAGUAAGGUACCCUGUGAAAAAGAGUUCUAUACCUUUACUCUUAUAUAUAGUAAUUAGAUCCCUAAGCUAUAUAAGUGCCUGUGAUGUAAACGAGACUCGAGCCUUGUUUAUGUUUACAAACAAAUUGUUGAAAUGUUAAUUUUGUAAUCUAAAGCAUCCUAAUUUAGCACUGACACAAAUUCAACUUUUUAAAUAGCACGUUCUAACUAUAUGAAUAAUGCUUCAAAUGUGAUAUAUAAUCUACAUAUUUUCAAAAGUUUGUAAAUACCCUAAUUUUUGUUUACACCACAAAUAAUAACUCUCUAUAACGAGCUUCUGUCAUGAUGUAUAACAAUAAUUUUUUGUGAAACCUUUUUAACAUUAACCAGUAGAAUUUGAUCUUAAAAAGUGAAAAACAAAAACUGAGGGUGGGUGUGUGUGUCGUGAAUCAGUCCCUUUAAAUGAUAUAUGUUGACAUGUAUUACACAUAAAAGAAUGCAAUCACUGUUCACAUGCCAGAGUUCAUUACAUAAACAUAAAUUUCAUAUUCUUGAUCAUCUAUAUAUGCACUUAAUUAUCUGUACAUGUACCUAAUUACAAAUUAUCCGUAAAUGUACAUAAUUAUCUGUACAUUACACAAUUAUCUGUACAUGUACCUAAUUAUCUAUACAUAUACCUGAUUAUCUGUACAUAUACCUAAUUAUCUAUACAUGUACCUAAUUAUCUGUAAAUGUACAUAAUUAUCUGUAAAUUAUACAAUUAUCUUUACAUGUACCUAAUUAGCAAUACAUGUACCUAAUUAUCUGUACAUUACGUGAUUAUCUGUACAUGUACCUAAUUAUCUAUGCAUGUACCUAAUUAUCUGAGAAUGAACCUAAUUAUCUGUACAUUACAUAAUUAUCUGUACAUGUACCUAAUUAGCAAUACAUGUACCUAAUUAUCUGUACAUUGCAUGCUUAUCUGUACAUAUACUUAAUUAUCUAUACAGGUACCUAAUUAUCUGCGCAUGUACCUAAUUAUCUGUACAUUACAUGAUUAUCUAUACAUGUACCUAAUUAUCUAUACAUGUACCUAAUUAUCUGUUUUUACACAUGUACCUAAUUAUCUGUACAUGUACCUUAUUAUCUAUACAUGUACCUAAUUAUCUGUAGAUGUACCUAAUUAUAUGUACAUUACACAAUUAUCUCUACAUGUACCUAAUCAUCGGUACAUUACAUAGAAUUAUCUGUAUAUGUACCUAAUUAUCCAUACAUGUACAUAAUUAUCUGUACAUGUACCUAAUUUUCUGUACAUUACCUAAUCAUCUGUACAUGUAUCUAAUUAUCUGUACAUGUAACUAAUUAUCUAUACAUUAAAUAAUUAUCUGUACAUGUACCUAAUCAUCUGUACAUUACAUAAAAUUAUCUGUACAUUAAUUGGAUAAUUAUCUAUACAUGUACCUAAUUAUCUGUACAUUUACCUAAUUAUCUAUACACGUACCUAAUUAUCUAUACAUGUACCUAAUUAUCUGUACAUUUACCUAAUUAUCUAUACACGUACCUAAUUAUCUAUACAUGUACCUAAUUAUCUGUACAUUACAUAUAUAUAAAUAUCUGUUUAUGUACUUAAUUUAUUUGCAUGUGCCUUUAAUAUCUAGUCUUUUUUCGUUUGUUUUUUUUGUGUUGAACAAUCAGAAUACAAUUUGUUUUACCGCGACUGUGCCUAUACGACAAAAUUUUUAUGCCAGAUAUCAAACUCUGCCCUACUUCAUCCUUAUCAUUUCUAUAAAUUUACUUGGUAGGUUUCCUUCUACAACUAUCUGUACAUAUACCCAAUUAUAUGUAUUUGUACAUGCACCAAAACAUCUGUACAUGGACCUAAUUCACUUGUAACUUCCUCAUUACAUGAACCCUUAACACCUAGUCUUUUUUUUAAUUUUUGGAACAUUGUUUACCAUGACUACCUUUAUACGAUUUUUAUGCCAAAUAUUAAACUUUGGCCUAGUUCAUUCUUAUCAUUUCUAUAAAUUCGCGCGGUAGGUUUCCUUCCCUAUGUUUCCAUUUAACAAUGGAGGCCUUGCAUGGUUCCAGACACGGACUAAUAACAGCAUGUCUAUUUGCCGUCGCUGCCUCAUUCCUGGCCGAGGCUACUUUGGACGUUUGGGUAACCAAUAGCAAUGGAGGAGACAGACUGUCGCAGAAAUCCUCGCUUUCACCCACCGGAAGUUCCAAUGGAUUCCAUAUUUCCGUGAACCGUAACAAACGUUACCAGUACAUUACGGGAUUCGGGGCAGCGCUAACGAAUGCUGCAGCCUACAAUUUAUACCACAGUCCUCAGCGAGACCAGACAAUGCAGGAUCUGUUCGGGAAAUCCGGAAUAUCCAUGAGCUAUCUAAGAUUGCCCAUGGGAGGUACGGACUUCCAAGGUGUACAACCAUACACUUACGACGAUCUACCAUCUUGGCAACACAACGAUUUCCAUAUGGAUCACUUCACAAUUCAAAAAGACCAGGACUUCAUCAUUCCAAUCAUCAAACAGGCUCUGACGAUCAACCCCAGCCUCAGAAUCAUCGCUACGCCGUGGACUGCACCCGCCUGGAUGAAAACCACAAACUCUCUUUUCGGUGGCGAGUUUCAUAAUGGUAACAACUACCAACAAGCUUAUGCGCAAUACCUUGUCAAGUUCAUUCAAGAAUACCAGAAAGCGGGAAUUGAGAUUGAUGCCAUAUGCUUACAAAAUGAACCAAAACAUUCCGAUAAUGCCUAUCCAACCAUGAAACUCAGCUGGGAGACAGAGAGAGAUAUAAUCAAAAAUUACCUUGGACCCGCCUUCAAUCAACAUAGUAUUAACACAAAAAUUAUCAUUUACGAUCACAACUGGGAUGAUACUAGCUAUGCUGGUGACAUUUUAGCAGACAGCGGAGCAGCUCAGUACAUCAGCGGUAGUGCUUGGCAUUGUUAUGGUGGACGGCAUGAUACAUGUGGAGGUUUUCACAACCAACAUCCCGACAAGGAUAUUUACUUCACGGAAUGCUCGGGGGGUGACUGGGCACCCGGAUUCAACAUCGUCUGGGGCAUGCGAAUUCUUUCGAUUGGGCAAACUCGCAACUGGGCUAAAACCGUCAUGUAUUGGAACCUUGCCCUGGAUGAUCACCAUGGCCCAAAGGUUGGAGUUGGAGGUUGCAACAAUUGCAAUGGAGUAAUAACAAUUCAUGGCGAUGGUGGCACGACAAAGAACGCCGAGUAUUACAUCAUAGGUCAUAUGUCAAAGUUCGUGUAUCCGGAGGCUGUUCGAUUAGACACACCCGCUUACGGUUGGGAUGACGUCCACUCUGCCGCCUUUCAGAACAAUGAUGGUAGUAUAGCUGUAGUGGUUUUAAACCCCCGUAACGACAGAGACCAGUCGUUUUAUAUUGAUAUCGAUGGUCACCACUAUCAGUAUACCCUACCAAGAGAAUCGGUGGCUACGUUUGUAUACCGUAGUUAGUGUAAAUGUAAUCUACAAAUAAACACGUGGAAACUA